AUGACGUCUAAAUUCAUAUGUGCCAACUGGGGCUCUGAGUACUCUACAUGCAAGAAAGAAGGCAAAUAUGCGUGCAAAAACUGCCUCCUUGUCAACUACUGCGGCCGAGCAUGUCAGAGGUCUCACUGGCCUCGACAUAAGAACGACUGCAAAUCGAUCCUGGGUAAGGGAACAUGGCAGCCAGACUGGGUCAUCCAGAAGAGGACCCCUGCUUUCGCGGGCAGUCGUACUCGGGUGUUUGGAGGCACGAAGAGCCUCUGGGGUAGCACGCCGGCAUUGGACAUUCUGCAAUUGCCAGCCAAUGAGGGUGACAACUACGAUAAGGAUCUGAGUCUGUUAUUCGAAGCUUCAGGAGACCUGCGCAACGUCAUCCAAACGGUCGCUCGCCUCCCAAGCAGUUACAACCGCAGUCUCCACAUAACCAUGAAUGACAUCGACUUUGAUAUCGCGGCUCGCAAUGCUCUCAUGCUUCUGAUUGCUCUGUCACUCCCAAACCGUGAAGACAGUAUUGAUUGCAUUAUCCAUUUGUGGUACUCGGCGCUGGUGCGCGAGUCAGACAUCUCGAUCCUCACCAACCACAUCCACCCUCUGGUUGAAGGGAUCUGCAGGUUGCUCAAGUACACACCAGCCGGAAGCCUGUGCUCUAAAAAAUGGACCUUUGGAUCGCGUUCCCUCAAGGUUAUUCUGGAGCGGGAGGCGUGGUUCCGUCUGCUGUCUCUCUGCACCGCGCCGGUUGGUUUGACUGCCGAGCAGGCACAGAAGCUUGGCACAGACAUUACUCUUGCAGAAUCAAGGACAGACUAUCGUCAUCGACAGAUGAUGUUUCUUCCGCCGACUGAACGAAUCGCCUUCCACAGAUUCCGGCAGGAUGGCCUGCUGCUUCCUUUCGGCCAUCCGCGUCGUGAAUUUGUGAAGCCGAACCCGACAUUCUUUCAGUCCGCAGAUAGAUGGCCUAUGAGCGAUAAUGCCGACCCCAUGCAAGGCUGGUCUCUCGAAAAAGUCCUAGAUACAUCCAGUGGAGCUGCCACCGCCGACUACUACGGCAAGCUCUAUUUCCAUCUUCGCGAACUGCUUGGUGCCUUUCUGGAUCGAACCGCCGGUGCGCAGAUCUCCUUUCAGAUCUGCAAUCUUGAUUCCACACGACUGUGCUCGCUUCUACGUCAUCACUCUUUCAGCCGAAUUGAUAUCUCCAACACCCCAGAUAUGAGCUGGAGAGGCACCUACCGCCUCUUGCGCCGUAUAGCGCCCUUGCUUCGCUCUCCUUCCCAAAACCCGCACGCCGUGCUCAUCAGUCGAUUCAAGAAGGUAUCUCCAGAUACAUUGAACGCGAACGACCAAGUGCGCAAUUUGAUUCAUAACUGCCAAUCUAGAGAGCGAAUCCUCGCUCACUUACAGCCCAACGCAGUGCCCGAUUCACCCUAUGAUGUCUAUGUGAUCAAGCACGGCCUCGCCCGGCAGUUGGUGGCCUCGUACGAUCAAGUUCUCCAAUGUUUCCUCAAAUGGCUUCGAUCCCCGGGAGCGGGGCAAGCUUUGGGAAUCAAGAUAAAAGAACGACACACUGUCGUUGAGAAAUGGCCUUACCGGUUGAAACUCCGGCCUGGAGAACCCGAUGCGCAGAUGGAGUUUGAUCGGUUUUUGAGGCAGGGUUUGUCGGGGAAGGAACGGUAUGUUGAGUGGAGGAAAUUUGAGGUGGCAUAG
This is a messenger RNA of Aspergillus saccharolyticus JOP 1030-1, 1698 nucleotides long. RefSeq lists its product as uncharacterized. The coding region runs from base 1 to 1698 and encodes 565 amino acids. The transcript is spliced from 6 exons. The record is from RefSeq and is a predicted model, not a curated record. NCBI's taxonomy places the organism in Eukaryota, Fungi, Ascomycota, Eurotiomycetes, Eurotiales, Aspergillaceae.